This is a messenger RNA of Drosophila subobscura, 1557 nucleotides long. It is a transcript of the gene Cyp6a8, whose product is annotated as cytochrome P450 6a8. NCBI's taxonomy places the organism in Eukaryota, Metazoa, Arthropoda, Insecta, Diptera, Drosophilidae. The record is from RefSeq and is a predicted model, not a curated record. The transcript is spliced from 3 exons. Bases 31 to 1545 code for a protein of 504 amino acids. Gene Ontology annotation, molecular function: iron ion binding; monooxygenase activity; heme binding.
CAGUCCGGUCAGAGUCUCAACGGUUCCAUCAUGGGUGUGACUUAUAUACUCUUCCAGAUAGCUGUCGCUCUGCUGGCGAUCGUGACCUACUAUGUCUACCGCCGAUUGUCGUUCUUCAAGCGUCGGGGGAUCCCGCACGAUCCGCCUCAUUUGAUUCAAGGCAAUGUGCAGGGCCUAUUUACCAAACGGAAUAUGCACGAGAUAUUAAGGGAUUACUACAACAAAUAUCGAGAGAGCAAGGUACCCUUCGUUGGGUUCUACAUCUUCCAAAAGCCGGCGGCCUUCAUUCUGGAUCUGGAACUGGUCAAACACAUUCUGAUCAAGGACUUCUCAAACUUUAGCGACAAGGGGCUCUUCUACAACGAGAAAGAUGAUCCCAUCUCAGCGCAUCUCUUCAGUCUGGAUGGACCGCAGUGGCGUAUCCUGCGGAACAAAUUAUCCUCCACAUUCACUGCUGGCAAAAUGAAGUUCAUGUAUCCCACGGUAGUGUCCGUGGCCGACGAGCUCAUCACAGUCAUGCAUGAGAAGGUGAAAAAAAAUGCUAGUCUGGAAAUUCGCGACCUCGUGUCUCGAUUCACUGUGGACGUGAUCGGAACUUGUGCCUUUGGCAUUAAGUGCAACAGUCUGCGGGAUGAAAACGCCGAGUUUCUGAUGAUGGGGAAGCGUUCAUUUGUGGACAAACGUCAUGGCUCCUUACUGCUCGCCUUCAUGCAGAGUUAUCCGAAGCUGGCGAGGCGUCUGCGUAUGGUACGAACGGCUGCCCAUAUUCAAGAGUUCUACAAGCGCAUUGUUUAUGAGACUGUGGCGGUGCGGGAGAAGGAAAACAUCAAGCGGAAUGACUUCAUGGAUUUGCUCAUUGAGAUGAAGAAUCAAAAGGUUCAACUGGAAAAUGGUGAAGUGGUCGAUGGUUUGAGCAUCGAAGAGAUUCUGGCCCAGGCUUUUGUAUUCUUCAUUGCUGGAUUCGAGACUUCCUCCUCCACCAUGGGCUAUGCUCUGUAUGAGCUGGCCAGGAAUCCGCACAUACAAGACAAAGUGAGGGCUGAGCUGGAGGAAGUGAUGGAGAAACACGACCAGAAAUUCACCUACGAGUCCACCAAGGAUCUCAAGUACCUCAACCAGGUCAUCUUCGAAACCCUACGGCUCUAUACCAUUGUACCGCAUCUGGAACGCAAGGCCAAUAAGCGAUUUGUUGUUCCUGACCAUCCAAACUUCGUCAUUGAAGCAGGACAAUCGGUCAUCAUUCCAUCAUCGGCUAAACACUUUGAUCCCAACUAUUAUCCGGAGCCGUACGAGUUCCAGCCCGAGCGUUUCUCCCCCGAGGAAACGGCCAAGCGACCCUCUGUGACCUGGCUUCCAUUUGGCGAUGGUCCCCGCAACUGCAUUGGACUUCGCUUUGGCAAGAUGCAGGCGCUCAUUGGUCUAGCUUUGCUUAUAAGAAAUUUCCGAUUUUCCACCUGCCCGGAAACUGCGGAUCCAUUGGUGUACAAUCCCAAAAGUUUUGUACUUGGUGUCGAGGGUAUUCAGCUCAAAGUGGAGGCAGUGUGAACACGAAAGAAG